Molecule: messenger RNA, 681 nt
Organism: Saccharomyces eubayanus
Lineage: Eukaryota; Fungi; Ascomycota; Saccharomycetes; Saccharomycetales; Saccharomycetaceae
Gene: FAR7
Product: Far7p
Exons: 1
Coding region: 1-681 (226 amino acids)
Source: RefSeq, a predicted model, not a curated record
AUGCCAUCAGAUUCGGCUAUGAGUGAUCAAAUCAAUGCUUUGUCAGUACAGCAGCAGCAGCAGCAGCAGCAGCAACAACAAGUAUAUAUGUCCCCUCAAGCAGAAAACUUGAAUCACAUGUAUUCGUUAGUUAACAAACUUGUGCUGCAGUUGAGGAAAAACCAAGCAGAAAAGACGAAGAUAUUACAGAAUGUAGACGUAUUAUCUGGUAGCCUGAACAGGUAUGAAAAGUCGGAACAGUCUCAUGACACAACAGACAACAUUGCAUUAUUCAAUAGAUUUUUGGAACAAAGAGGGAGGGAUACUAUUAUGGGAGAAGAACAAGUAAGCGAUGGCAUUGAAGAGGACAGGGAGGAUGAGGCUAUGUUGGAAACACUGAAGCGCCAAAAUGCGAAGCUUCGGGAAACUCUAGAGGCAUCCAAACAGACCACCUUUGAAUCCAUGGAUUUGUUGAAAUAUUCUGAAAAUUCAUUAAAGCAUGUCGUUGCGCAAUUAAGGGAGAACACCUUAAUGUAUCACGAAGAGACGAUCAAGUUGGUUAGGCAAAAAUUCCAAAUGGAAACAGUUCCCUCGGAGGACAAAGAAUUCAAAAUGUAUAUGGAAAAUGUAAAUGAUUUACAAGAGUUGGCAGACAUAUCGAACACUUAUAGGCUACUAUUGAGGCUACAUGUACUAGACUGA